CGUGAAUACUCUUCCAUGGCUGAGGUGAAGUUCGUCUUCUUUGCGGAUCUGUUUCUCUCUUCCCUGUCCUUUCCUUUCCAUCACAAAAUUCCCAAUUCCACAACCUCACACACACAUUCGCCCAGUAGUUGCUUCUCACAUCGUUCGGCAGAGCUCCAAAACCUCAGAUUACCCCUCUUGCUCGUCAAAAUGCCUAGCAAAUCCGGCUCCAGCUCAUACACCCCUUACACCAUCACCGGCAGUGGCACCAACAGCCAAGGUAAUAGCUAUGACACUCGCAGCCAACUAAGCGGCGAUGCUUAUCAUUACUCCAACACCAAUGGAUCGUACUACUACUCCAAUGGCAACGGCAGCACUUAUUACAACUCCGGCAGUGGAUCUUCCACCUACACUGCGCCCGACGGAAAUACUUACAAGAAGUAAGAGAUGGUGCCGUGUUCUCGGUGAAGACCGGUUGUGAUAUUAGCGUCGGGAUACUUGCCCAGCCUAGUAUUCCCCCUCCUUACGCUCAGUUACGAGUGACUACAUAUAGCGGCCAGUCUUUCCCUCUUAGAUUAGUUAGUUAAUUAAUCUCUUCCACCGCUACAACCAUAGGUGGUAGUAACGAACCUACUUACAAGAGCGGC
Molecule: messenger RNA, 626 nt
Organism: Exophiala xenobiotica
Lineage: Eukaryota; Fungi; Ascomycota; Eurotiomycetes; Chaetothyriales; Herpotrichiellaceae
Exons: 3
Coding region: 16-423 (135 amino acids)
Source: RefSeq, a predicted model, not a curated record